Molecule: messenger RNA, 1512 nt
Organism: Lachnellula hyalina
Lineage: Eukaryota; Fungi; Ascomycota; Leotiomycetes; Helotiales; Lachnaceae
Exons: 3
Coding region: 1-1512 (503 amino acids)
Source: RefSeq, a predicted model, not a curated record
AUGGCAGCACGGCCUGGAGAAGAACUUGUGGCAACACUCUUCGCCGAUUUACAUUAUUACUAUGGCUCUCCUACAGCCAAACCUCCACAUCAUCGAUUCGAUAAGGGUUCAUACGUUUACCUGUUUGAAAACGCUUCGCAGAGAAGGGCACGGAUAGAGGUUGCAAAUAAUGCUGGGACACCGGAACAAGAUGCUUUUAAUGGACAUCUCGACGGCGCACACGUUCAAUACUCGUAUAAGCAUUGCACUUUAAUCACAUUGACUGUUGAUGGCCCAAGUCAAACCUAUGCCCAUGCUCCAGCCGAUAGCCAAGAAUGGCACCUCCCCACAUUCGAUCCAAAGAACGAUAGGAAAUAUAUGUAUAAACUUCAUACUGUGGAUAUAUAUUUCUGGACAAAGGAGGAUGCUCUCCAAUUUUUAAACGGGGUUCGGAGGGUUCUACCUCAGCAGCAAGUAGCAGUUCUGGAUGAACCCGUUGCCCCUCCCCCACACCAGAACGAAAUGAGCCCAGUGGUACAGCAGUUGGAGAAUGUGGCCAUCACAGAUCCAUCGUACCAACAAGGUCGUACGAGAGAUUCUCGAACUGCGGCCCCCACAUCUUUCCCCGGACCUCCAAUCUCGGCUACCCCACAAAGCCAAGAAGCCUCCAACUUUGCCCCAAUGGCAUAUAACCCCGCAGCUCCAGCAGCCCCUGAAGUUAUUCAACACCGGGUCAAGACACCACCUCCAGAAGAUGGAGCCGGAAACCCUCUCGUAGCAGCCGCGACUUCAGACCAGGGCCAGACCUAUGGCGUUCCAUUUCAAAAUCCCGGAGGCUUCUCCGGUCCACCACAAGCCGCAUCACAACAAAGCUAUUUCCCAGGCCCGCCAGCAGCAAGCGCGCCUCCUCCCUCAGUGGGGUUACAAUCACCAUACAGUCAGCCUCUUCCAUCAGCAGGUCUACAAUCACAAUUCGGCCAGCCUCUACCAUCAGCAGGUUUGCAAUCACAAUUCAGCCAAGCGCCUCCCUCAGCAGGUCUCCAAUCACCCUACGCGCACUCCUUCGCGCCACCACCCGCCGCACCAAAACCCACACCCCCAUACUCCCACUCCCCCGCAUCUAGGAUCCCCUCACCUCCCGCCUCCCUGCCUCCACCCCCCGGGCCGCCAGCAUACCAAGCACAGCCAGCCUCCCCCCCAGUAACCCAAUACGCAAACUAUCCUGGAUCCCCGGGUCUUCCACCAGGGAUGUCAACACCAGGUCUCUACUCCCCCGGCCAACCCUACACACCCAGCGCGCCACCCCCACCAGGCGGUUUCUCGCAAUUUAACUAUAAUCCGAGUCUGAGCCAUACAGUGCCCCUAGGCGGUGAUUACAGUAUUCAUCAGCAAGUCUACCGACCGACGGAGGGCGAGGCGAUCGGGAAGGUGAAGCCGAGUAAGCCUGCGAGGGGGAAGUUGGAGGAGCGCGCAGGGCAGUUGGAGAAGGGUGUAGGGGGGUUCUUGAAGAAGUUGGAGAAGAGGAUUGGCUGA